GCUAUUUUUGCAGUGAAGUUGCACAGUGAGCCGAGCUGGGAGGGAAGAUCACAAUCCCAGAGCCAAUAAAACACUCAUUGAGCCAGAGACACACUGCACAUAGCUGAACUCUGCAAAGAGUCUGAGAGUGAGAGAGAGAGAGAGACUUGUAAGUAUCACAAUGAGGGAAAUUGUCCACAUCCAGGCUGGCCAGUGUGGAAACCAAAUUGGAACUAAGUUUUGGGAAGUGAUCAGUGAUGAACAUGGCAUCGACCCAGCAGGAGGCUACGCUGGUGACUCAGCACUGCAGCUGGAGAGAAUCAAUGUCUACUAUAAUGAAUCAUCCUCACAGAAAUAUGUACCCAGAGCAGUCUUAGUGGACUUGGAGCCAGGAACCAUGGACAGUGUGAGAUCUGGUCCGUUUGGUCAACUGUUUCGACCUGAUAAUUUCAUCUUUGGACAAACAGGUGCAGGAAAUAACUGGGCCAAAGGACACUAUACAGAAGGAGCAGAGCUGGUAGAUUCAGUGCUUGAUGUUGUAAGAAAAGAAUGCGAACACUGUGAUUGCUUGCAAGGAUUUCAGCUCACUCAUUCCCUUGGAGGAGGAACAGGUUCUGGCAUGGGAACGCUACUAAUCAGCAAAAUCCGAGAGGAAUAUCCCGAUAGGAUAAUGAAUACAUUUAGUGUCAUGCCCUCUCCAAAAGUCUCUGACACAGUGGUGGAGCCUUAUAAUGCUACACUCUCAGUCCACCAGCUGGUUGAAAACACAGAUGAAACCUACUGCAUUGAUAAUGAAGCUUUGUAUGACAUUUGUUUCCGCACCCUGAAGCUCACCACCCCGACGUAUGGAGAUUUAAACCAUUUGGUGUCUGCUACAAUGAGUGGAGUAACUACAUCGUUGCGUUUUCCAGGCCAGCUGAAUGCUGACCUUCGAAAACUGGCAGUAAAUAUGGUGCCAUUCCCACGCCUUCACUUUUUCAUGCCAGGGUUUGCUCCUUUGACAGCCCGAGGCAGUCAGCAAUACCGAGCACUCACUGUUCCAGAGCUCACUCAACAGAUGUUCGAUGCCAAAAACAUGAUGGCAGCAUGUGACCCAAGACAUGGACGAUAUUUAACAGUGGCAACAGUAUUCCGAGGUCCCAUGUCCAUGAAAGAGGUUGAUGAGCAGAUGCUGGCCAUCCAAAACAAGAACAGCAGCUACUUUGUGGAAUGGAUCCCAAAUAAUGUCAAAGUGGCAGUUUGUGACAUCCCACCCCGUGGCCUCAAGAUGGCCUCCACCUUCAUUGGCAACAGCACAGCUAUUCAAGAGCUCUUCAAAAGGAUCUCUGAGCAGUUCUCUGCCAUGUUCAGGAGAAAGGCUUUCCUCCAUUGGUUUACAGGAGAAGGGAUGGAUGAGAUGGAAUUUACAGAAGCAGAAAGCAACAUGAAUGACCUGGUUUCGGAGUACCAGCAGUACCAAGAAGCUACGGCAAAUGAUGGAGAGGAAACAUUUGAAGAUGAUGAGGAAGAGAUCAAUGAAUAAAGAAAUUCUGUCUUACACACACUAAUCUACAUCAAAAAUCUCAAAUAUGGAUUUUUAAAAUUAGUCUUGUAGAUCCAUAUUUAAUCUCCAUCCUCCUUUCUUCAAAAAAUAGAGAGGAAAAAAAAGUAGCUUGAUUCUCAGAGAUGAUGAGUUUCCUUCAGCUUCCGUGGGAACUGAGGGAGAUCAGCACCUCUGAAAAUCAUGCCACUUUUAUAUAGGAGGCUAAUUUUAGGCAUUCAAUUUUAGAAUUUUGGCCUAAAAGUUUAAAUAUUAGAGAUCACUAGAUUUGUUUAAAUAAACAAAACUUGUCUUCUAUGAAAAGUUGUACAAGAGGUGGAAUGGGGAUGGAAAGUCAUUUGAAAAUAGGGCUGUCCUGUUUUCAUCAAACUGUGAACAGCAAUAACAGCAAAAAUCUUGUGGGUCUUUGAAGUGUUAUUCUGUACUGAAUGUAUAGUACCUACGUGCCAGGAGCAGAAUCUAUUCAUAAUAAAUCAAAAUUUAAUCAUA
Terrapene triunguis (Three-toed box turtle) is the source of this 2008-nucleotide messenger RNA. RefSeq names its product tubulin beta 6 class V (gene TUBB6). NCBI's taxonomy places the organism in Eukaryota, Metazoa, Chordata, Testudines, Emydidae. Gene Ontology annotation, cellular component: microtubule; cytoplasm. Gene Ontology annotation, biological process: mitotic cell cycle; microtubule cytoskeleton organization. The transcript is spliced from 4 exons. The record is from RefSeq and is a predicted model, not a curated record. Gene Ontology annotation, molecular function: structural constituent of cytoskeleton; GTPase activity; GTP binding. Bases 161 to 1501 code for a protein of 446 amino acids.